CUGAUCAGCGAUGUGCGGCGGGUGAGCGUUCGGCUGGAGGAUGGGGACGCGGUAGAGCCGCUGGCUGCGGUGUUCGAUCGUCUGUGCGUCGUCCGCAAUCAGUUGUUCCGCGGCGAGGCGACUUGGAAUAGGUACGUGAAUCGGAGCCAGAUUGAGGGAGGCACAGAGAUACUGGCCUUCGUCGUCCCCGUGCUGGCGGAUCUGAUGAUGGAUAAUCCGGAGGCGUUCGACCGUUCAUCUCGGUAUCCGUCGGUAGAAAGCGAUACGGCAGAGACAGUUGAGGACGUGCUGGACUACUCUAUUGCGGUGAACGUCGACAGGCGAAUCCGCGACGGUCAAGAACGAGUGUAUUCGUCCGCCGAAGUAAGGAAAGAGCUUGGCCUGGACGAUUGA
Molecule: messenger RNA, 393 nt
Organism: Geodia barretti
Lineage: Eukaryota; Metazoa; Porifera; Demospongiae; Tetractinellida; Geodiidae
Source: the annotation of a GenBank genome assembly